UACUUUCAGGAAGGAAACGAAUGAAAACAAAAUAUUGCGCGCAAAUAUUCAAGUAGUGUUGCUAAGGCUUAUGUUCAAGAAUCCUGUGACUUUGGUUUAGUUUUUCAUAGAAAUGAAACUGUGCAUGAGGAUUUAACGCAUCAGGAAGGAUACAAUGGCCGGUUCCUUAUCUGCCAAGAAAACAAUCCCGAAGUUACACAAGAGUCAUGGUGAAAUCGAAGAGAGACAAGUUGCAUUUGGUACACGCAUUCCUGGACCACGGGAAUCUAAACGUGCCAAGAAUUCACUGCAUAGAAGUGUCAAAUCAUUAGGUGGGCAGGAUGUGUUUGAGGAGAACGCCAUGUUGAGAGAAAGUCUACAGAGACUGGACCAUGACCACAAGAACAUGGAGGAAGAACUUGAACGCACCGUGAAAGAUGCAAAUCAACAUCUUGCUAACAUGAAAGAUUUACUGGACAAAAAGGAAAAAGCUCAUGCAGCUCUCUUUGGUGAAGUGUCAAAGAAAAAUGAAGAUUUGGAAGAACAGUUAUCCAAGUAUGAGAGGAAGCUUGUGUCCAGUAACAUUGAUCCAGUGAGUCUGGAGAACAUGGAGCCGAGUGAGGAAGACGCUCAGGCCAUUGCACAGAAGAAGGUGAUGGCAAAGGUAAAGGUGAAGGACAUGAGGGAAAAACUGAAGGACAUGAACCAUAGAACACAGACAUACCUGGAAGACCUACAGAACAUGAAACGUCAACUGGAGGAGUUGGAGGACGUCAGCAGUCGUAUAACAAUGGGAGACGACUCUGAUGAGGAGAAAGCUGUCCAGCAGAAGGAGCCACCAUCAACAGUGUUCCUGACACAGGCCGCAGACAGCAGCAAAUGAGGCAGGGUGGACUUGUGUGGAGAUAAAUCAUCAUUGUCAGACAACAUGUGUCACAUUUUCCUUGACUGAAUGAUGUUGUGAAUGCAGAUGAGAGAAAUAAUUACAGCUUGUUUUGUCUUGGGAGUUGAAAUCUGUAAAGGCAGACCCACACAGGUCGGCCCGUCGCAUCGAUAUGCCGAAUUCAACUGAGUCGUAUCGUCUGGAUGAUUAAUCAAAUUCAACAAAUGGUCCAAAUUGUCCGCUGGACCCACAUCGAUUGUGCCGUGAGUGUGUAGAGCUUGUUUUAGUUACUCGGCAAGUUGGAUGUGGCGUGGCCAGUCAAAUUGCGUUUUGGUGUCAUGUAAAUAUGUAUAGACAGGUGCGAAACAUGGCUUUAUCGGCUUCAAAGAGACCAAGCCUCGAUUUUUCACAACUGUUCAUCUUCAAUUUCAAGUUCUUGCAUGAGAUGGUUGUAUGCACUGUGCAUGUCGGGACGGAGAAUCCAAUCUUUCGUCCAACAACUUCUCAAUUUCUUCGCUUUGACAUUGCCGCCUCCUUCACAUAGUCUCGCACAGCAGAUAACUGCUGCUAAGUCUGCUUCAGACAUUUUGAUACUAUGGAAACAAAUACCGCGAGAUAUUAUGAGAUCGACCCUAAUAUCGGCAGAUCAAAUACUAGUAGUGUGAGAGGUAGCAAAUCGAUCAGUCUAUAUUGGUUACAAUCAUCAAACAUGUUGUGCAAUAUAUGGAAAUCGCAGGUCGUUACGACGUGCCAACCAGAGUGAUUCGUGCUUAAGCAAAUCAGGCCAAAAGUUAUAAAAUAAAUUAAAAAAUUUACACAGAUUCCUUUUUGCUUUAAUUAUGGAUUGUAUUUUUCUACAGUACAUGAUAGUUCCUUUGGUAUGUUCAGUAUGAAUGUUUUUUAGUUGUCUUUUCCAAUGAAAUGUUCCCCGAAUUAAAUAUGUGCACUUGCAUUAAUAUUUAUUUCUUGUACUUAUGGCAGAAUACAAGUAGAGUCUGUUGUCUUUGUUAGGCGAAAUAUUGUUGUCGAUGUGAACGUCUGUCAAACAUUCCAUGUUGUCUGAAGGAAUGUUUACACAUCCGUCCUAACCAUUCGAUGUGUCAUAAAUUGUAACAUUGUUCUUACUCCCAAGUGCUUUAGGACAAAUCAACAUUAAUUUUAAUUAUUGAAUACAUAUUUUUUAUUCGCAAUGUAGAUAGUUAUUUCUACUUUUUAGAGAUAUUACGAUAGGAUUGUUGAUGUUAUUAUAUUUGUGCCUUAUGAAAUAGCAACUUUAUUUCACGAUUUGGAAUGUAUUUUUUAAUAUUUUGAGCUUUAGAAAACAUUUACUAGACACUUAGAUCAGAAGAGAUAUUUAACAAAUUGUAGAUGUUUUAA
Haliotis rubra (blacklip abalone) is the source of this 2239-nucleotide messenger RNA. RefSeq lists its product as uncharacterized. Bases 155 to 862 code for a protein of 235 amino acids. The transcript is spliced from 8 exons. The record is from RefSeq and is a predicted model, not a curated record. NCBI's taxonomy places the organism in Eukaryota, Metazoa, Mollusca, Gastropoda, Lepetellida, Haliotidae.